Molecule: messenger RNA, 2226 nt
Organism: Peniophora sp. CBMAI 1063
Lineage: Eukaryota; Fungi; Basidiomycota; Agaricomycetes; Russulales; Peniophoraceae
Source: the annotation of a GenBank genome assembly
AUGCCAGAGACUCUCCCCAAAGCCUUUUCGGGGCCACUUGUUGCGUCUCCGAAUCCGAACCCCGCGGCGCCCGUACACGAGGGAUGGGUACUCAAGAAGCGGAGAAAGAAAAUGCAGGGCUUCGCUCGUCGCUAUUUCGUACUGUUCGAGUCCGGCAUACUUUCCUACGCAUUCGAACCUGGCAAGCCCGCUCGGGAUCAAAUCCAACUUCAGCAGGCCACGAUCUCCACCUCGCGCAACACUAAGGACAUCCAUGUUGAUUCUGGCAAGGCUACCUUCCACAUCAAGUGCCUCGACACUGCCGACUUCGACAAAUGGAAUCUUGCUUUCCGGCGAUUUGUGGCGUCUCCCACAGAUCCCCGCUCAUUAGGGCGCAAGUCCUCCGUCAGCAGGGCGCAAACGCGUAUCGGUCAGGUCACCAAGACCUCGGCUGUGAUAGAAGAGAUGGGCACGACCAUAGCCGAGUUGGAGCGCUCAAUCGAGGUUCUGAGCGACGGCGGGGCGCUUAAGCGCGUUCCAUCGCGAAAUCUGGACAAACCCAAAGAAGGCAAGGAGCACUCUUCCAAGUUCAGUCUGUUCGGGAAGAAAGGCAAUCACCACCUUGGCCUAUCACCUCGUCAUGCCAAUGGCGGACUUCCCGACGAACCAGAUCCUGCACGGGAGGAAGCACUCAAGCGGUUGCACACCGUCGUCGCAACUCUGAAGGAGGAGCAUGCGACGUUGGUCAAGCUCGUCACGUCCAUAUCCUCCGCGGACCUCACCAUGUCUCCCGCUCUGGGCGGCUCACCUAUGCCUGCAAUGAUGGAGGAGAUGGACCGCUCGGCAACGCCCAAGACAUGGCAACGACACUCUACGCGACACUCAGUAGCACCCUCUGUCGCCAGUACGGCGAGCGAAUGGUACGACGCCCCCGACGAUCUGCUCGGCGAGGCCAUCGAUAUGGAUAGCGAAGAGCCAACCUCGCAAUCGCAAGAAGAUCCGCACUCAUACAUGCAGCGGACCGAGAGCGAGCUUAGUUCGACUACGCCCAAUGACUCCGAAGUCGGAGAGGAUGACGGGUCAGAUACGGAGGACGAGUAUGAGGAGCCACCAGAACGGCCUUCUACGCACACCAUCAAGUCUGAGGAGCAACGCACGAUUGUACGCCGGCAGGCGCUUCCCAGCGGCCCGGUGGGUGAUGAGGGCAGUCUCUUCGCGGUCAUGAAGAAGAAUAUCGGCAAGGACUUGUCAUCCAUCGUAUUGCCAGUCAGCUUCAACGAGCCCUUGACCCUUCUUCAAAGGGCCGCCGAAGAAGUUGAAUAUUUCGAUCUUCUAACGCAGGCGGCCCAAUCACAAGAUCCCAUUGAGCGCCUUUGUUAUGUUGCCGCCUUUGCUGUGUCCGGAUACGCCCAUACAAGGCAUCGAUCAAGCCGCAAAGGAUUCAAUCCUCUGCUCACCGAGACCUUUGAAGAUCCUCGAAUGAAGUUCAUCUCAGAGAAGGUAUCGCAUCGGCCUGUUAUCAUGGCAUAUCACGCCGAGGGUCCAGGUUGGGAACAGUAUUCAACCGUGUCCGGCAAGACGAAGUUCUGGGGCAAGAGUCUAGAGAUUAUACCCACCGGAGUCAACCAUGCGCGAUUCGGCGACGAACUCUAUGAAUGGAGACGACCGUCGUCAUUCAUGCGCAACAUCAUGAUGGGUACCAAAUAUCUCGAACACACUGGCAAGAUGACCAUUGAGUGCACGACCACCGGGGCUCGUUGUGUCAUCGAGUUCAAGGAGAACGGCUACUGGAAUCAAUCCAACGAGGUCGUGGGCACGGUCUACUCGUCGGCUGGUAAAGCCGUCAGCUGGCUCGAGGGAAAUUGGGACCAAUCUCUGCAGCGCAAGAUCGACUCCUCACACUUGCACGUGUUGUGGCGUAUAACACCCUUCCCGAAGCACUCGCAGGAGCAGUACGGCUUGACGAGUUUUGCCAUGACGCUCAACGAGAUCACUCCUGAUCUCGAGGGACGUUUACCGCCUACAGACUCGCGUAUGCGUCCGGAUGUACGCGCACUCGAGGAGGGCCGCAUCGAUGAUGCCGAGCGUGGCAAGGAGCAGCUUGAAGGUGCGCAGCGCCAGCGACGCCAAGAGGGUAAAGAACGGGCGCCACGAUGGUUCAAGCAGGAGGGUGAAGAGUGGAUCUAUACGGGAGGUUACUGGGAGACGCGGGAGAAGGGCUGGAAGGAUGUCGCGCCACUGUGGUAA